AGGGGGCGGGUGACUAAACUCAACCCGGAACUUUGCAUGGUCAAUAAUUUUGGGAAACCUCUCCACCUAGGCACAUAGGUUCUCCAAAAUAGUUGAAAAUAUAAUUCACUCUCGGAUUAUUGUCGUCCUCUCUAGGGAGAGAUUUCAAAUGCUUCCAGUCCCGAUCUCGGCGCUUUCGCGAGGACAGUAACUUUUCUUUUCAAACAGAGUCUUAGGAGGACACACAUAAACACACUUCAAGAUGCCCCAACAGGAUAUUGUGAAGAUUGCCAUCCAGAUGCCAGGAGCAUACCCUCAGCUCAUUCAACUGGACCAGAAAAAGCCCCUUUCUGCUGUAAUAAAGGAGGUUUGUGAUGGGUGGAAUCUUCCAGGCCCUGAUAACUAUGCCCUCCAGUAUGCCGACGGUGUUCAGACCUACAUCACUGAAUCUAACCGUCUGGACAUUAAGAAUGGCUGCAUUCUCCGUCUGACCAAGGCACCGGGCCGUUGUGCCGAGGACCUCUACAAGGGCAUCCAGAGCUCAGACUCAGGUGUGCGCUGUGAUUCGCUGAAGCAGCUGGCCUGCGUGUCCACUGACGUCACUUUUGCCCAAGAGUUUAUCAGCCGUGAUGGCCACUCUCUGCUGGUGAAGAUCGUAGAGGACGCUGACGAGGCCCCUCUGAUCAUGACCCACACACUGACAGGCUUCAUGGAGUUGAUGGACCAUGGGAUUGUAUCAUGGGAGAAUCUCUCUGCUGUCUUCAUCAAGAAGAUUGCUAACUUCGUCAAUGCCAAGGUGCUGGACGCGUCCAUCCAGCAGGUGUCCCUGGCCAUCCUGGAGAGCAUGGUGCUGAGCAGCAGCAGCCUCUUCCAGCAGGUCAAGCAGGAGGUCACUCUGGAGAGACUCCUCUCACAUCUGCAGGUGACAAACCAACAGAUUCAAACCAAAGCCAUGGCCCUCCUCAUGGCUCUGCUACAGACUGCUGGAGAUGCAGACAGACAGGAGCUGUUUGCCUUCUUAGGAAUGAAGAAUCUUCGACAGUACAUCUAUAAGAACAUUAUCCAUAGUUCUGCCUCCGUGGGGGAUGAGAUGGCCCACUACCUGUAUGUCCUCCAGUCUGUCACUCUGAACCACCUGGAGCCUCGCAUGAGGAUGCCCCUGGACUCCUACAACCAGGACCAGAGGGAGAUUCUACACGGCCUGCGGCAGGCAGCCUUCGAGACGGAGAGUGAGAACAGCUUGAGUCAUGAGCGACGGCGCUCUCUCUGUGCCAAGGAGUUCAAGAAGCUGGGCUUCUCUAACAACAGUAACCCAGGUCAGGACCUGCUGCGGGCCCCUCCUGGCCUGCUGGCUCUGGACACCAUGGCCUACUUCGCCUCCCGCUACCCCGAUGCCUACAGCAGGUUUGUUCUAGAAAACAGCAGUAGGGAGGAUAAGCACGAGUGUCCAUUCGCCCGCAGCAGCAUCCAGCUGACUCUAAUCUUGUGUGAGAUCCUACGCAUCGGAGAGCCCCCCUCAGAGACUGGUUCAAACUACCACCCCAUCUUCUUCUCUCAGGACCGGCUGCUAGAGGAGCUUUUCUGCGUCUGCAUCCAGCUGAUCAACAAGACCUGGAAGGAGAUGAGAGCCACGCAGGAGGACUUUGACAAGGUAAUGCAGGUUGUGCGUGAGCAGAUCACUAGGACUCUGUCCAGUAAGCCCACGUCUCUGGAGCUGUUUAAGAACAAGGUGAAUGCUCUGAACUACAGUGAGAUCCUCAAACUACGCCAGACAGAGCGGCUGCACCAAGAGGAGACCCUCGCCCCGCCUGUAUUAGAGCUGAAGGAGCGUCUGAAACCUGAGCUGUUGGAGCUGAUUCGCCAGCAGAGACUGAACCGCCUGUGUCAGGGAACACUCUUCCGCAAGAUCAGCAGUCGACGAAGACAGGAUAAGUUGUGGUACUGUCGUUUGUCACCCAAUCACAAAGUCCUGCACUUUGGCGAUGUGGAGGAGGACACAGAAACACCCCCCAUCGAGAGUCUCCAGGAAAAGAUUCCUGUUGCAGAUAUCAAAGCACUGCUGACAGGGAAAGACUGCCCUCACAUGAAGGAGAAUAAGGGCAAACAGACCAAGGAAGGGUUGGACCUGGCUUUCAGCAUCACUUAUGACGUGGAGGAGUACAGCCUCAACUUUAUCGCCUCAUCCAGAACAGACUUCUGCCUGUGGACAGAUGGACUGAGCGUGCUCCUGGGGCGGGACAUGAGUAGUGAAUGCAUGAGGAGUGAGCUGGAUAUCCUACUUUCCAUGGAGAUCAAGCUUCGCCUCCUGGACCUGGAGAACGUGCCCAUCCCAGACUGCGCCCCCCCGGUGCCCAAACCCCCCAGCAACUUCAACUUCUGCUACGACUUAAGCCAGGCUGAGCAGUAGGCCUGGAGAGAGGUCAAGGCAUGGUAGAGGAGGAGACCUGGGGCUUGUUCAGGAGGAUGUAACGUUACAGAAUGUUCGGAUCGAAAUGCAUGAAGUAGAACAUACAUGAUCAUCUGUCCUAUGGAAUAGGGGCGUAUGUCAGUUCUAUUCAUUCUAUUUCUAUCUGCAACGUUCAGAAUGUUUCAUGUCACUGAAUGUACCCCAAUAACGACCAAGCAUGUGGACAUAGCUAGAUACACAGGAGGAACAGUGGCAACAUGGAGGCCUGGAUGGAUAUAAAGAUGAUCUAAAGCAGAGGCAAAGAUGUCUUCUUAUAUGGGCGGAGUAAUGUGGAAGACGAGAGGCUGAACGUGAUUCCUUAGGUACUAUUAGAGUGGUCAUCUUUAUGGGUGUGGUCUGGGAACACAAGUGUAUUGUAACUGUAGAAAUGAAAAACAGAAAGGAAAACGCUGCACACUGCUGCUCCCAGGUGAUAUUUAUUUAUAACAACGUUUCAACCCUUAGGUCUUCAUCAGGCAUCCAUAUCCCAGGUGGGGGUGGAAGGUCCUAUAUAUAGGGGCAGUUCUCAGUGACAUCACUUCCUGAAACAGGAGGUAAAAAAUAUAUAACAGGUUGACAAUAUUAACAUUCAAUGUAUCAAAAUAUAUGAUCAUACACAAUGUGAUCAAUAUUUACAGUAAUAUAUAUAUAUAUAUAUAUAUAUAUAUAUAUAUAUAUAUAUAUAUAUAUACAAUACAAUACAAUAUUGAAUUAGGAUGAAAAAACACAAUCAUUUGGACAUUUUGAAACUAUAAAAACGGUUUUCAAGAAAUUACCGAUAAAAUGACAAGUGGCUAAUUCUAUAGUUGAAUGCUUCAUACUUUAGCAUUACUUGUCUUCAGCGUUUCUCCCAUUCUUACUUCGGGCAUCACCUCUUCAUGGCUCCAGUCCACAGUCCUCUGUGUAUUGUGUUUGGGCAGAGUUCGUGUUUCGUUUUGGUCAUAUCUGGUUUUUCUAGUUUUUCAACUUUUUGGGGGUUUUCUAUAAACUGAUACCUUUGUGAAACAGGCAGCAUGACAGCUCUUCUGAACGUACUGAACCAAAGGAUUGAAACAGAACAAAACAAUACAUAUAUAUUUUUGUAUAUAUAUAUAUGCCUCUGAGACAGAAUCACUUGUUUUGACGUUUACAUUUUACAUUUCAGUAAUUUAGCAGACGCUCUUAUCCAGAGCGACUUACAGGAGCAAUUACAGUUAAGUGCCUUGCUCAAGGGCACAUCGACCCUUGAGCACCUAGUUGACAUGGUACUUAACAACUUGACCUCCUACACCAACAGAAUCCUAUCUAGCAGAUUGUAACGGGCUUUAUUAGUCUUUACAGGAUAGGUACAGUUUGGCGUAGCACAUAGCAUUUUCCACCAACCUUAAAGGGAUUCUCUGGUACUUUUCUAUACUUUGUAGACAGUAGUUCUGAAAGUAGCACCCAUGAGCCAAAAGUGGUCCCCGAAUAUUGCGUAAUACAUCACAUGUGCAGAUAUGUGUACCACGUCAUUGCUCUCUCUCUCUCACUCUGCUGUGUAUGAUUCUUGCUAGUGGUCACUCAAGUGGCUAGGGGGUCAAUCUCAUUAGCUGGAACUGGAAUUGCUAGGGGACUGGCCCACAAAGGGGAAAAUGGUGCAGAUAGUAUCGCCAAGUUAAGGUUGGUCGAAUAUUCUCUGUGCUAUGCCUAACAGUACUUAUUCUGUAAUGGCUAAUGGAGCAUCACAUUAGCCCGUUACAAUCUGCUAGCUAGCAGAAUCCUAACUCCCUGUUCUAAAGUGGUACUUUAAUAAUUUGAAGACAGAAACAAGAAAAUAGAGGUAACCAAGAUAAUCAGGCUCCAAGCCUGGUAGAAUCCCUAUUUAUAAUAUAUGAAAUAUCCUUUAUAUGUACAGUGCCUUCGGAAAGUAUUCAGACCCAGUGACUUUUUCCACAUUUUGUUAUGUUACAGACUUAUUCUAAAAUGAAUUUAAAAAAAUAAUAAUCUCAGCAAUCUACACACAAUACCCCAUAAUGACAAUGUGAAAACAAGGUUUUAGACAUUUCUGCAAAUGUAUUAAAAAUAAAAAACAGAAAUGUGCAUAAGUAUUCAGAUCCUUUGCUAUGAGACUCGAAAUUGAUCUCCGGUGCAUCCUGUUUCCAUUGAUCAUUGUUUCUACAACUUGAUUGGAGUCCACCUGUGAUAAAUUAAAUUGCUUGGACAUGAUUUGGAAAGGCACACACCUGUCUAUAUAAGGUCCCACAGUUGACAGUGCAUGUCAGAGCAAAAACCAAACCAUGAGGUUGAAGGAAUUAUCCGUAGAGCUCCAAGACAGGAUUGUGUCGAGGCACUGAUCUGGGGAAGGGUACCAAAAAAUGUCUGCCACAUUGAAGGUUCCCAAGUACACAGUGGCCUCCAUCAUUCUUAAAUGGAAGAGGUUUGGAACCACCAAGACUCUUCCUAGAACUGAGUAAUCAGGGCACAAGGGCCUUGGUCAGGGUGGUGACCAAGAACCCGAUGGUCACUCUGUGGAGAUGGGAGAACCUUCCAGAAGGACAACCAUCUCUGCAGCACUCCACCAGUCAGGCCUUUAUGGUAGAGUGGCCAGACGGAAGCCACUCCUCAGUAAAAGUAUAUGACAGCCUGCUUGGGUGUUUGCCAAAAGGCACCUAAAGACUCUCAGACGAUGAGAAACAAGAUUCUCUGGUCUGAUGAAACCAAGAUUGAACUCUUUGGCCUGAAUACCAAGUGUCACAUCUGGAGGAAACCUUGCACCAUCCCUACGAUGAAGCAUGGUGGUGGCAGCAUCAUGCUGUGGGGAUGUUUUUCAGCGGCAGGGACUGGGAGACUAGUCGGGAUCAAGGCAAAGAUGAACGGAGCAAAGUACAGACAGAUCCUUGAAGACCUGCUCCAGACCUCAGACUGGGGUGAAGGUUCAGCUUCCAACAGGACAACGACCCUAAUUAUACAGCCAACACAACGCAGGAGUGGCUUCGGGACAAGUCUCUGAAUGUCCUUGAGUGCCCCAGCUAGAGCCCAAUCUAACAUCUCUGGAAACCUGAAAAUAGCUGUGCAGCAACACUCCCCAUCCAACCUGACAGAGCUUGAGAGGAUCUGCAGAAAAGAAUGGUAGAACCUCCCCAAAUACAGGUGUACCAAGCUUGUAGCGUCAUACCCAAGAAGACUUGAUUCUGUAAUCGUUGCCAAAGGUGUUUCAACAAAGUACUGAGAAAAGGGUCUGAAUACCUCCUCCCAGAGUGCUAAGAACCUUGGCGUGAUCCUGGACAACACCCUGUCGUUCUCAACUAACAUCAAGGCGGUGGCCCGUUCCUGUAGGUUCAUGCUCUACAACAUCCGCAGAGUACGACCCUGCCUCACACAGGAAGCGGCGCAGGUCCUAAUCCAGGCACUUGUCAUCUCCCGUCUGGAUUACUGCAACUCGCUGUUGGCUGGGCUCCCUGCCUGUGCCAUUAAACCCCUACAACUCAUCCAGAACGCCGCAGCCCGUCUGGUGUUCAACCUUCCCAAGUUCUCUCACGUCACCCCGCUCCUCCGCUCUCUCCACUGGCUUCCAGUUGAAGCUCGCAUCCGCUACAAGACCAUGGUGCUUGCCUACGGAGCUGUGAGGGGAACGGCACCUCAGUACCUCCAGGCUCUGAUCAGGCCCUACACCCAAACAAGGGCACUGCGUUCAUCCACCUCUGGCCUGCUCGCCUCCCUACCACUGAGGAAGUACAGUCCCCGCUCAGCCCAGUCAAAACUGUUCGCUGCUCUGGCCCCCCAAUGGUGGAACAAACUCCCCCACGACGCCAGGACAGCGGAGUCAAUCACCACCUUCCGGAGACACCUGAAACCCCACCUCUUUAAGGAAUACCUAGGAUAGGAUAAAGUAAUCCUUCUCACCCCCCUUAAAAGAUUUAGAUGCACUGUUGUAAAGUGGCUGUUCCACUGGAUGUCAUAAGGUGAAUGCACCAAUUUGUAAGUCGCUCUGGAUAAGAGCGUCUGCUAAAUGACUUAAAUGUAAAUGUAAUGUACUUAUGUAAAUGUGAUAUUUCAAUUUUAAAUUGUUAAACUGUUUUUUAUUUGUCAUUAUGUGGUAUUGUGUGUAGAUUGAUGAAGAAAAAAAUGAUUUAUUCAAUUUUAGAGUAAGGUGUAACAAAAUGUGAAAAAAGUCAAGGGGUCUGAACACUUUCCGAAGGCACUGUAUGUGCAGAUAGCAUUUUAAUUAGUUCCAUUUGCUUAUGAGCCCUUUGAUGAGAAUACCUCAGAGAUACUCACAUGGGCUGAUGAUCUUGAUUGAUCUUCUGUACGUUUUAUUUAAGGUUGUCCUAAGGUUUGAUGGCUAACAUUCAAACGGUUCUGUCUUAGGCAAUGGGCUUUUGUGCUUUUAUUGGUGUUGAGAGCUUGAUCAACGAUACAGUCACCUUCCAUAUGCUCUUUAUUGUAGGUACUAUUCAAGCUACAGAUAAGGUAGCUUAAGAUACAGAUAAUGUAGCUAAGGUACAGAUAAGUAUUUUGUAUCACUGACAAAUGAUUUAGCUUCAAGCACCAUAUAUUUAUCUCUGCUAUUAAUUAAUUUUGCCUGGUAACCAUUUUUGCUCUGGAGCUGAGAGCAAAUGCUCUAAAAGGUCCACUAUGAAUUUCAGUCCAUACUAAAUGGAUAUUAGUUCAACAUUGAUAUUGUUGUAGGGUACUUAUUUUCAUGACAAUAUGAAUGAUUCUGAUAAAUAAAUCUGACCUCAUCAAAUCUGACUGUAAUAUAUUGUAAAACAGUAAACAAAUGUCCUAUUAGUAUGGUGGACCUUCGACUUUACAUAUUCAAAAUCUCAAUGGCCUGUGAGACGGGUGAAAAGGUCAACUCAUGAUAAUGGAUUUUUGUAGCCAGUUCCUUAGCCAGUGAUCUGGGCUUCUCUGAAAUUGGUGGUGAUUUUGCUGUUCAUUGCAAGUGUGUUCAUGUUAAACACACAAUAAUCUCCAUAGUAACCCCUAAUUUAUGCUUUACUAAGAUUAGGGUUGACAUGAAUAAAUAUGAUUUAUACAGAU
Oncorhynchus keta (chum salmon) is the source of this 7426-nucleotide messenger RNA. Its product is annotated as engulfment and cell motility protein 3-like. The transcript has 21 exons. Gene Ontology annotation, biological process: cell motility; actin filament organization. NCBI's taxonomy places the organism in Eukaryota, Metazoa, Chordata, Actinopteri, Salmoniformes, Salmonidae. The record is from RefSeq and is a predicted model, not a curated record. The coding region runs from base 242 to 2386 and encodes 714 amino acids.